This is a messenger RNA of Didymosphaeria variabile, 741 nucleotides long. It is a transcript of the gene ISA1, whose product is annotated as Iron-sulfur assembly protein 1. Bases 1 to 741 code for a protein of 246 amino acids. The transcript is spliced from 2 exons. The record is from RefSeq and is a predicted model, not a curated record. Gene Ontology annotation, molecular function: 2 iron, 2 sulfur cluster binding. Gene Ontology annotation, cellular component: mitochondrion; cytoplasm. Lineage: Eukaryota; Fungi; Ascomycota; Dothideomycetes; Pleosporales; Didymosphaeriaceae. Gene Ontology annotation, biological process: iron-sulfur cluster assembly.
AUGUCUCUUCAGGGGACAUCUCGAGCGCUCGCCCGCUCGUCGGCCGCCGCUUUCGCAAAAUUCGCCCCUCAGUCAUCAGCUCCGCGCCGAUGCCCUCAAUGCUAUCGCCCAUUCUCCAUCGCAGCGCCGUACCGGACAUCAUCAAAGCGGCAAUUGCAAACCGCUAGUGCAUACCAUCCGUCAAGUUUGCAGCCCGAGCUGCCGCCCCGCAACUUUGGAGUUCCAGAUACUUCAAUAGCCGGCGGAAAGCCAGAACUGGACAACUCUUACCCACCACGAACCGCACAAGAACAACGGAAAACCGCUACCACGCAGGAGCGACCGAGCGUGAGCCUACCCGAGAGCGAGGCACAGAAGAGCCAGGCUGCACCAAGCAGACCUCUUAGACCUCGGAAGUACAAUUUCGGCAAGCGCAAAGCUGUCAUGAAGCUGUCUCCGUCGGCAGUGUCACAUUUGAGAGCGCUUCUCGAACAGCCCGAACCGAAGCUCAUACGUAUCGGUACCAAGGCAAAGGGUUGCUCCGGGCUGGCAUAUCAUUUGGAGUAUGUGGAUAAGCCUUCGCCGCUUGACGAACAGGUUGAACAGGAUGGCGUCAAGGUCUUGAUCGAUAACAAGGCAUUGUUGAACAUCAUUGGGAGCGAAAUGGACUGGCUGGAGGAUAAGCUUAAUGAGCGCUUCGUUUUCAAGAACCCAAAUAUCACUGAACAAUGCGGAUGUGGCGAGUCAUUCAGCGUGGGAUAG